Pollicipes pollicipes is the source of this 1305-nucleotide messenger RNA. RefSeq names its product brefeldin A-inhibited guanine nucleotide-exchange protein 3. The record is from RefSeq and is a predicted model, not a curated record. NCBI's taxonomy places the organism in Eukaryota, Metazoa, Arthropoda, Thecostraca, Pollicipedomorpha, Pollicipedidae.
CCGGCGCCGGCCGCCGAGCCGAGACACGCCCACCUGCGGGUGGUGCUGGACGUGUUCGAGGCCUUCCUCAACACGGACAACGUGCUGGUGUUCGCCAACGCCGCUGUCGACUGCAUUCUCUGCCUGCUGAAGCACGUCCGCGGACCAACCGAGCUGCAGGACAACAACAGCAGCCUGCAGGACCAGGAGCAGGUGGUGCCGCUGGACACGCUGGGCGGCACACAGCUGGACCUGUGCCGCGCCGCGCUGCGCUACAUCAGCCGCUGCCACGCCAUCCUCGCCUCCAUGCACGGCAUGCACAGCUGCCCCGUCUUCCACGCCGCCCACAGGAUCCAGCUGAACACGGCGCCCCUGACGGUGGACCCGGCGCCCGAUGACGAGUCGGCGCCGCCGGAAGAGCCGCCGACGUCGCCCGCCGACGGUCCACCCGUCACCUACGAGCGGCUGGCCGUCCAGGGGCCGUUCACGGCGCUCGAGCAGCUCGAUAACGCCAGCGGGAUCCUGCGCGUGUGGUACCUGCUGCUGGAGGGCCUGGCCGGAGCCACGGCCACCUGUCCCCGCCGGCACCAGCCCCAGACGAUGGAGACGCUGUUCACGCUCCUCCGCUCGCUCGCCAACCGGCCCGGCGCCGAGUUCGGCAUCUACUGCGUCAACCACCUGCUGCUGCCGAUGGUGCAGGGCUGGCUGCGGCGCACCGGCAGGCGCCACCGCGGGUGGGACGCGUUCGCCACCAACUUCAAGCAGUGCUGCGGCCUGGCCACCGACCUGGUGGUCUUCUACCACAAGACGCUGCCCGCCGACGCGUCCGAGCGCCAGCGGGCCGGCGCCCAGCUGAUGAUGCGACAGCUGCUGCUGGUCAUGAUCGAGUGUGUCUGCCAGCCGCACGAGGUCAUCUCGCGACUCGGCUGCGCCUGCAUCAGGUACCGUCCCUCUGACAACAGCACACUGCAUGCCACGCUGUCUCCCACACUGCCGCUCUCCCGCUGCAGUCGGCAGUCAGCGGCCAGCUCGCUGCCGACCGCCUGCCGCUCAGUGGCCCGCUCGGGCCGGCCGCUGGUGCACCUCAUCCGCGCCUGGUCCGUCGUCUGCCACCACCUGAUGGAGGCGGCGUGUCACAAGGAGCUGGCCGUGUCCAAGAAGGCGGUGUGCUGCAUUCACGACACGGUCAACGCCAUGCUGAGCUCCCACUCGGAGCUGCCGCACUUCCACGUGAACGAGGCGCUGUUCAAGCCGCUGGAGACGCUGCUCUGCCUGGAGCUGUGCGACGCCGACGUCCAGGACCAGCGCGCGGCGCCGGCGCAGUGA